Molecule: messenger RNA, 858 nt
Organism: Cucumis melo (muskmelon)
Lineage: Eukaryota; Viridiplantae; Streptophyta; Magnoliopsida; Cucurbitales; Cucurbitaceae
Product: high mobility group B protein 1-like
Exons: 7
Coding region: 82-546 (154 amino acids)
Source: RefSeq, a predicted model, not a curated record
CCCGUUCCCUCCUUUCCCCCUUCAUUCCAUCACUCUCCCUUUUCCUUCUCUGCGCCUCUCUCCUAAUUCUACAGAAUCACCAUGAGAGCUCUCAGAAACGCCGUCGUCACUCACAAGAAACCCAACGCACAGAAGCUGAAGCAGAGAAAAGCUGAAAUGAAAUCCACGAAAAGUAAGAAGAAAGAUCAAAAUGCUCCAAAACGUCCAGCUACGGCAUUCUUCGUUUUCAUGGAGGAAUUUAGAAUGAUGUUCAAGGAGCAAUUUCCUGAUGCAAAAGCUGGUCCAGUGGUCGGCAAAGCUGGUGGUGAGAAAUGGAAGUCCAUGUCUGAUGCUGUAAGACUGCGAUUUCUUAUUUUGGAAAAAGCUCCGUACGCUGAAAAAGCUUUGAAAAGAAAGGCAGAAUAUGAAAUAGCUCUUGAAGCAUACAAGAACAAUUUCAAUUGCUACACGGUGGCUGAACCUGAACUCGAAAUGCCAACAGAAUCACAAAAAUCAACCUCCGAGGUCAAUGAUGACACAGAGCAGGAAGCUAGCUCUAGCUCUUAGAUUUCUGCAGGACUUGAAUGUCCAUUACAGGUAACAGAUCAAUCUCCAUAUCUUUUUAAAUAAAAGUUUCAUGGUUAUGAGGACGAAAGUUAGCAAGUAAAGGGAGUCGAAUGGAAGGCAAGAAUUUGCAUAACUCUUAACAAUUUUAGGACAAAAUAUUUCUUUGGAUCAUAUGUAUAUAUAUUCUAUGUACUGCUCUGGUUGGUGAACUCAAUUCUCUUGAGAUUAUUAGGGUUGCAUAUCUUGAAUUUCCGUUUUAAAUUUCGUAUGGAUAAAGGGAAAAAAAAUUCUUAGUUCCAAAUUUGUGUAAGU